Molecule: messenger RNA, 2357 nt
Organism: Eurypyga helias (sunbittern)
Lineage: Eukaryota; Metazoa; Chordata; Aves; Eurypygiformes; Eurypygidae
Gene: VPS54
Product: vacuolar protein sorting 54 homolog (S. cerevisiae)
Exons: 16
Biological process (GO): retrograde transport, endosome to Golgi; Golgi to vacuole transport
Cellular component (GO): GARP complex
Molecular function (GO): syntaxin binding
Source: RefSeq, a predicted model, not a curated record
CUUUUAUCAAGUGGUGAUUUUAUGCAAUGGCAUCAAGCCACAGUUCUUCACCAGUGCCUCAGUCCAACAGCAGUGAUGCGUUCUUUAAAAAGGAAGUGGAUGCCACAAAACGCUUUCGGCCCGUGCAGUCACUGCCUGACGUGUGUCCCAAGGAACCUACAGGCGAUCCCAGUAAUUUAUGUGACAGCCCAUCUCUAGUUGUGGAUCAGCACAGAUGGACUAUUUAUCAUUCCAAAGUCAAUCUCCCAGCAGCGCUAAAUGAUCCUAGGUUAGCAAAAAGGGAAUCUGAUUUCUUUACAAAAACAUGGGGAGUGGACUUUGUGGACACUGAAGUCACACCUUCAUUCUACCUCCCACAGAUCACCAAGGAACAUUUUGCAUUAUACCAACAGGAAAUCAGUCCGAGAGAGAAAGUUCAUGAAAGAUGCAAGAAUAUUUGUGCUCCUAAAGAUACCUUCGACAGGGCUCUAUUACACACCCACGAUAAAUCCAGGACAGAUCUGGAACAAGUACCUAAGAUUUUUAUGAAACCAGAUUUUGCCUUGGAAGAUUCCUUAACAUUUAAUGCCGUUUUACCAUGGUCUCAUUUUAGUACUGCUGGUGGAAAAGGAAAUCGUGACGCAGCUUCCUCCAAGUUACUUCAAGAAAAGCUGAGCUAUUAUCUGGACAUUGUGGAAGUCAAUAUUGCUCAUCAGAUUUCUCUGCGCUCAGAAGCGUUUUUUCAUGCAAUGACCUCUCAGCAUGAGUUGCAGGACUACCUCAGGAGAACCUCCCAGGCUGUAAAAUUACUUAGAGAGAAAAUCUCCAAAAUUGAUAAAGUAAUGUGUGAAGGAUCACUUCGAGUUUUAAGACUGUCACUCACCAGAAAUAACUGUAUAAAAGCAUACAAUAAACUGAAGUUAAUGGCUACUGUACACCAAACACAGCCCACAGUACAGUUGCUGCUAUCGACUUCCGAGUUUGUUGGAGCUUUGGACUUAAUAGCAACAACGCAGGAGGUGUUACAGCAAGAGCUUCAAGGCAUUCACAGUUUCCGGCAUCUUGGCUCACAGCUUUGUGAACUGGAAAAGCUGAUAGAUAAAAUGAUGAUUGCAGAGUUUUCAACUUAUGCUCACAAUGAUUUAAAUAGACCCCUAGAAGAUGAUUGCCAAAUUCUAGAAGAGGAGAGACUUGUAUCACUAGUAUUUGGACUUUUAAAACAAAGAAAGCUAAAUUUUUAUGAGACGUAUGGAGAUGAAAUUAUUAUUACUGCAAAGAACAUAAUUAAACAGUGUGUGGUUAAUACGGUAUCGCAGAUAGAAGACAUAGAUACAGAAGUGGUUGUUAAGCUUGCAGACCAGAUGAGGAUGAUGAAUUUUCCUCAGUGGUUUGAUUUACUGAAGAAUAUUUUUUCUAAGUUUACCAUCUUCCUCAAGAGAAUAAAGGCAACGUUAAAUACUAUCCGUAGUGUGGUGUUCUUGGUUCUAGACAAGAACCAAAAAACCAGAGACCUGGAGGACACCUUACAAAAGAACUCUGCUAAAGACAGUACGGUGGACACAGAAGUGGCUUAUCUGACUCAUGAAGGGAUGUUCAUAAGCGAUGCGUUCGGCGAAGGGGACCUCCCGCCUGUAGCAGCUGACACUACCUCUCAAAGAAACACUUCCCCGAACAGUGAGCCCUGUAGCAGUGAUUCAGUCUCUGAACCAGAGUGCAUUACUGAUUCCUCAUCCAGCAAAGAGCAAACGUCGUCUUCUGUUACUCCAGGGGGAGUAGAGAUGAUGAUCAGUGAUGACAUGAAGCUGACUGACCUGGAACUGGUCAGGCUGGCAAACAAUAUUCAGGAGUUACUUUAUAACGCAUCUGAUAUCUGCCAUGAUCGUUCAGUCAAGUUCCUCAUGGCAAGAGCAAAGGAUGGCUUCCUAGAGAAGCUGAAUUCCAAUGAGUUUGUUGCUCUUUCUCGCUUGAUGGAAGGCUUCAUCUUGGAUACUGAGCUGAUAUGCGGCAGGAAAAGCAUGUCCUUGCGAGGAGCACUUCAGAGUCAAGCCAAUAGAUUUGUGAAUAGAUUCCAUGAGGAGAGGAAGACAAAACUAAGCCUACUUUUGGACAAUGAGCGCUGGAAGCAAGCUGAAGUUCCUGCCGAGUUUCAGGAUCUUGUUGAUUUGGUGUCAGAUGGCAGAAUUUCUCUCCCUGAAAAAAUAACAGCAGCUACUGAAGAAAGAAAGCCAGCUGAAUUCCUUGUUGUUGAAGGACAAAAAUAUGCAACAGUUGGGACAGUAUUGCUGUUAAUAAGAAUAAUCCUUGAGUAUUGCCAGUGUGUGGAUAACAUUCCUUCCAUCACCACUGACAUGCUUACCCGCCUGUCAGAUUUACUGAAG